Molecule: messenger RNA, 3356 nt
Organism: Phyllostomus hastatus (greater spear-nosed bat)
Lineage: Eukaryota; Metazoa; Chordata; Mammalia; Chiroptera; Phyllostomidae
Gene: CACNG4
Product: calcium voltage-gated channel auxiliary subunit gamma 4
Exons: 4
Coding region: 25-1008 (327 amino acids)
Biological process (GO): calcium ion transmembrane transport; regulation of AMPA receptor activity; transmission of nerve impulse
Cellular component (GO): postsynaptic density membrane; AMPA glutamate receptor complex; voltage-gated calcium channel complex
Molecular function (GO): channel regulator activity; voltage-gated calcium channel activity
Source: RefSeq, a predicted model, not a curated record
GCGGCGGACUAUGAGGCGCCCACCAUGGUGCGAUGCGACCGCGGGCUGCAGUUGCUGCUGACCACGGCCGGAGCCUUCGCCGCCUUCUCGCUCAUGGCCAUCGCCAUCGGCACCGACUACUGGCUCUACUCCAGCGCGCACAUCUGCAACAGCAGCAACCUGACCAUGGACGACGGGCCCCCACCCCGCCGCUCCCGCGGCGACCUCACCCACUCGGGGCUGUGGCGGGUGUGCUGCAUAGAAGGGAUCUACAAGGGGCACUGCUUCCGGAUCAACCAUUUCCCCGAGGACAACGACUAUGACCACGACAGCUCAGAGUAUCUCCUGCGCAUCGUGCGCGCCUCCAGCGUCUUCCCCAUCCUCAGCACCAUCCUGCUGCUGCUCGGUGGGCUCUGCAUCGCUGCUGGGCGGUUCUAUAGCCGCAAGAACAACAUCGUCCUCAGUGCCGGCAUCCUCUUCGUGGCUGCAGGCCUCAGCAACAUCAUAGGCAUCAUCGUCUACAUUUCCAGCAACACGGGCGACCCAAGUGACAAGCGCGACGAAGACAAAAAGAACCACUACAACUACGGCUGGUCUUUCUACUUCGGAGCCCUGUCGUUCAUCGUGGCCGAGACCGUGGGCGUCCUGGCCGUGAACAUUUACAUUGAGAAGAAUAAAGAGCUGAGAUUUAAGACCAAACGGGAGUUCCUCAAGGCUCCCUCCUCGUCCCCCUAUGCGAGGAUGCCCAGCUACAGGUACCGGCGACGGCGCUCCAGGUCCAGCUCCAGGUCCACCGAGGCCUCGCCCUCCAGGGACGCGUCACCGGUGGGCCUGAAGAUCACGGGGGCCAUCCCCAUGGGCGAGCUGUCCAUGUACACGCUGUCCCGGGAGCCCCUCAAGGUGACCACGGCGGCCAGCUACAGCCCCAGCCAGGAGGCCAGCUUCCUGCAGGUGCAUGACUUCUUCCAGCAGGACCUGAAGGAAGGCUUGCACGUCAGCAUGCUGAACCGGCGGACAACCCCUGUGUGAGCGCCCCUCUCUCAGCGCCAGCCUCUCCCCCGAAUGGCUGUGUGGACCCCACGCGAGGGCACCGAACCCUCCAGGUGGACCAGCCGGCCACGGACCGCAACCAAACCCAACCCUCCCCGGUCUCUAGCUGUGUCGUGGGCUGGCUUGGAGCGAAGCGCCAGGAGACUGGAGUCAGAAACGGAAGGCUGACUUCACCCCCAAACAGGGUGUUCUGAUGCCUGGGCUCUGAAACCCCCCAGGAGGCCGCCCAGCCUUCACGAACCCGAGAAAACAACAUCGAGCCAUUCUCUCCUCUCGGAAACAAGUAUUUCCAGGAGAACCGGCUUCCGGGGCCUUCUCUCCCUGCCUGGGCACUGGGCCACUGAGCGGCCACUGGCUGGGCACACGGGGGCCUCAGGACACUGGUCAGCCACUUUCUGACCUGAGGUUUCUGUGCCCGGGAGCCAGACACGUGGAAGCUAAAGCUUGCCCCGUCCUUCUUGUCUAUCCGUCCGUCUGUCUCUCUGUCUGUCUCUCUGGCAGUGGCCUGUCGUUGCAGCGAUCCUGAGGAGGGAGCCCUGAAGCCAGCUGGUGCUUUGGGUUUUGCGCUGUCCCGGGGCCGGCUCCCCUCCAACCCGGGAGACGGAGGCCUGUGGAGGAAUCCACAGAGCAGGAGGCUUUCACUGGCCCGGACAUGAGGUCAAAGCCGGAGUCUGCUGCUGCUGCUGCCUUUCCCAUCUGCUUCUGGAAGUUUCCGCCUCACCUGGAAAGGGCAGAACACACUGACUGUACUUGAGAGUCUGAAGGUUCCACUGGCCAGAGGAAAGUGGCCCUCUGACCUCUUGCUGUGUCCCACCCCACUGGCCUGAGGGCUGCUCGUGGGGGAGAGCACAGGACAGACGUGGCACACACACUGGUGUUUGGCGACAGGAGCCUGAACGCCUGGGCAGACCCGAGGGGGAAGCGUGACCAAAAACCCAGAGAACAAACGUCCAUGUCCGUUUGGUGGUCAUUAGUCAUGAUUCACUGCAAAUAAACACCAGGACAGCAGGUUACAUUCAUUUCCUCAUCUUAAGAAGUAGCUGGACACUGCCCCCCGCCCCUCUCGUCGCCACUCACUCUGCCACCCCUGAAAGGGCUCAGCGAGGAAGCGGGCGCAGGGCCACGCUGCGACCUUCUUCCCCCUCACCAGACCGACGGCUCAGCGCCUGGGACCAAGGAGGCCGCUUCCCUGUUGCAAGUUUUUCCAAGUAUUUCCCCUCCCCUCCCCCAAAGUCAGCAGAGAACAUGGAAGCAUGUUCAGGUUCAGAAGAAAUACUUUAUGGGACAUGGAGCUCACCCUCUUUUAUACAAAACGCGUGCUUUCUAACAACGUACCCUUUCUUACUUCUGGAGACUUGGGAAUCCGAUCCGGAGCUGUCCUCUCUGACUCUGUCCGGUAGCUGUUGUCCUUGGAAGUGACGAGCAAAUUCUUACCUCAGCCACUUGCUCACGGACCCCCUGAAAGUUCAGAUCCGGGUCAAGGUCAUUGCCAUCUUCCUUUGGCCCCUAGAGAGCGAAUCUCCACGUGCCCCACCUCCCGCCUCCGGUGGGCAGCCCUGCGUGCUGGUGAGCUGAGGUGCCCAGUGCCAGGCUGUGUCGUGCUCCCUUGGAGCCCUCGUCCCGCAAGGUGGGCUCUGGGCGGAGGUUUGUCCAAGCACGAGCAGCGGUGAGUGCUGGAGCGUCAGGGCGCAUGGCUGCACCCGGGGUGGGCCAGCCCCGCUGUCCUGCCCCCACCCCUGGUCGCCCUCGCCCCUCCACGCCAAGACACCAUCAUUCCGGCUAGGAGGAAGGGGGUGAAAUCUGGGGACCCCUCCCCCUGCCAGGCCCCAAGAGUCUUCUUCUGUCACUUCCAAACACAAGGCAGCUUUGCUGUUUCUUCCACAUGAGUCCCCACCCCACCCUCCAUCCCCACUGCCCCGGGAGCUGCUGUCUUUUCAUGGAGAAAGCUGUGUUCCAACGAUUCCUACCUCUUGCCCAGUCCCAGGCGAGAAGAUGGAGCCCCCUCCAGGGACCGAGAGAGUAGAAAGAAGCGACAAAGGGCAGGGAGCAGAGCAGCCUCGGACCCCUGGCUGUCACAGCCUUUCUCCACACGCCCUGCCCCGGCUGCGGGAGGGCCCCUCGGCUCUGGCCCCUGUUCUCCUUCUCCCUGCGUCUUGUCUCAGCCGGCCGCCUGGGCAGGGGAGCGGCGGGGCGGCCCUGCCCCCUGCAGGCUGAGACCUCCCCCCUGCAGGCUGAAACCUCCCCGGGGGCCGAUGGGGUAGCCUGUGCUGUCUCUGCCUACCCUCUCCAACCACCCCUGUGUGUUUCACCGAUUAAGCACCUGUGAA